AUGACACAUAUAGAUUUCUUUUUCGCACCAGAUAUGUCUGUGGACUUUGAACGAAUGAAUUUAGAACAAAAUGGUUCAGGUGAAAUCGUAUCUGUUAAUAACGACCAACAUAAUUUAUCCAUGAAUCUUUUAAAUUUCAUAAAUGAUGAAAAUUCAACUCGUCGUAACUCUAAAUAUGACGCGAAAGUUGAAAUCAAUGAUGACGCUGAUAACGCUUAUGCGGUUAUUGUCAACAAAAUGAGCAUAGAACAUUUGUUACAAAAUGAAGACGGGAAGGAAGUUAUCUAUACAGAUUAUUUUUCGGACAUAUCCACGAACGACAAUGAAUAUUUUGUGAAAAAGGAAAUUUCGGAUGAUGUCGAAAUUUCAUCUAACUUAAUGAAUGAAAAAGAAAAUUAUGCUUUUACUAGUUUUGGUGACAUUAUAAGUACACACAUUGAUGAUGCUGUGAAUAUACAGCAAAAUGGCCCUUUCAAAGCCAUGGAAGGAGAAAGUACGAAUAUUAUAACAUCUUCAGAUGCGAAUGCAAUUGAAGUAUCACUUGUUUCGUUGAACCACGUGACAUCAAUUCACGAGAUUACAAAUGAGCCCAAUAACAAUUUAUCAGACAAUAGCAUAAUUGAAAGAGGUAGUAUUUCUAAUGAACAAGUAACACGAGAGCCCGCAUUUGAAAACUCAGAUCGUUUGACAAGUUUCAGUGAUAAGAAUACGAGUAACGAAGAUUCAAAUGAUCUACAAGCAAGUGCCCUCCUUCUUCUUGCUGAUCUUGCCAUUGCAGAUAUUGAUGCUUCACCAAUUCUAGCGAAUGGAGAAAUACCUAAUGUGUCAUUAUCUGAUAUAAAUGCACAGGUUUGGGAUGGAAUAAAUGAUUCUGAUUUUAAAGUAAUCUUGGGAUUUCAAUCCUUUAUUAAUAAAAAACACUUUAUGGACAUUUUCAAGGAAGUUGCGGCGGUACCAAUAAAUGGUAAUCAAAUUAGAAUAAAAGAUAUUAUUUGUCAAGAGAACCAAGAUGAUUCUGAUGGUUUACCGAAUCUUCAGUUUAUUCCGGAACAACUUAAAAAAGAUUUUAAAUGCGAGCAAGAAAGUAUACAUUGUCAAGAUAAUCUGAUCGUACCAAGUGAUUCAAGUAUGAUGAUUCCGGAAAUACACGAUGGAUUUGAACAAAUACGCGACAAGAACAUGGUCGUAUCCACCAAUAUCGUUAUGGAUACUGAUGAGAAGACUAUAAAUGAAAAUGAAAACAAUAUGUUAAAUAAUAAUAACAAUUUCCAGAGCCGUCAAUUUUCUGAUGACAAUGUCUUAUUUAAGGAAUCCUAUGCAAACUUACUUACGAAGAAACAACCGGAAUUUAUAGAACAGACAUUACCUCAGAGUCUUUCUGAUAGUGAUCAAAAUUCAGAUAAUAAAAAUAAUAUUUCCGACGACGGAAAAUUUUCGAGCGAUUUACAAUCAUUUGAACAUACCGUUACUGAUGAUGAGGUUGUUUUAGCGGACGAUAAUAUUUUGUCUUUAUCGCCUUCAUGUGAGCAAAUCAAAAAUAAGACAGAAAAAGAAUAUUCAUCUAUUGAUGAUGAACAGAGUACGAACCGACCGUCAACUGAUGAACAAUUAAUAGAAGAUACUGAAAAUGCUAUCACUUCUGAAGAGGAGUCGUAUUCGAACGAAUCGAUAACAGAACCUAUCAAAUGUGAAAUUUUACCGCCCACAUCUCCUCAAAGUGGACAGCAAUUAAGUAUAUCUCCCUCGACAAUAAUAACUAGAAGCAUGGUUGCUUCACUCAACUUAAAGGACUCCACAAGUUCGAUGAGCUUAGAUGAAAAGAAACGGCUACUUUUAGAAGUACGCAAAAAGAAAUCAAUGCUACGUAAUAGUAUCAUUCAGGAUAAGCAAGUACAAGAUGUUGAUGAAGACAAUGAAAAUAGCUUGGGAAUGAAUUCAGAUAAAUUGUUACAUAAAAAGAAAAUACCUAAUAAAUUAAACAGCACGGCACUUAAUCGAUUAACUAAACAAAAUACAGAUAAGAAUAAAGGAUAUCUUUGUGAUCUUAAUGUAGUAGUAGUAAGAAAGAACAUUCCAAAACCACCAAGUCCCACUUCAAAACUUUACGAAAAAACGAAAAAUGGAGGAGGGAUUAUCUCCGCUUUAAGAUCACGUAAUAAUAUAGGAAAGGACAAUAUAGGUUCAUGUAUACCUGUCCUGAAAUCACGUGGCGAUCGACAAAAUCGAGGUGAAUCUUCUAGUAAAGGAGUUCAUUGGAAUGAAAGUAGAUUAGUACAAGAAUCGUCUCCUUUUAUAAAGUCAUCUCCUAGAACAGCAAGACAAAAACCUAUUCCUAAACCGUGCUUAAAACAAAUGAACACACCCAUAGAUUCACUCGGUAAUGUCCUUAAUGCUAAUAGCAGUUUAACACCCAUGGUAAAACGGGGAAUCAAAGUCACCGUAAAACAGGUUAAAUAUAAAGGUGAAGAGUAA
Messenger RNA from Rhizophagus irregularis DAOM 181602=DAOM 197198, 2472 nucleotides. RefSeq lists its product as uncharacterized. The record is from RefSeq and is a predicted model, not a curated record. NCBI's taxonomy places the organism in Eukaryota, Fungi, Glomeromycota, Glomeromycetes, Glomerales, Glomeraceae.